GGUAUUCCCAGUCUCUCCAGCAUAUAAAUGCAGCAGCAGCUCUCCAGGGUGAAGCUACCAGCUCUGUGGAGCUCCACUACAUCUGAUGAUCCGGCACUCCACAAGGUCACAACCGCUCUCCUCAGCUCUGACCCGAGGCCCAGGCACAGCCCCUCUUACCUGCCAACUACCAUCUGUUCAAGAUGGCGACCCGGUGGGGACUCUGCGGUGCGGGGAAGAUCAGCCACGACUUCAGUGUGGCCAUGAAAACCCUCCCUCCUGGAGACCACCAGAUAGUGGCGGUGGCUGCGAGGAGUCUGGAGCGUGCCCGGGAGUUUGCCAAGAAGCACAGCAUCCCUAAGGCCUAUGGGAGCUAUGAAGAGCUGGCCAGCGACCCAGAGAUUGACAUGGUGUACCUGGGCGUGCUGCACACGGAGCACUGGCGCCUGGGCCUGCUGGUACUCCACGCAGGGAAGAACAUGCUGUGUGAGAAGCCCUUUGCCAUGAACUCCAGGGAGGUGGGGGACCUCAUUGCUGCCUCCAAGAAGUCCAAUGUCUUUCUCAUGGAGGUGUGGGAAAGGCUCAAUGAGUGUUGGGGGUUCCAUCAACGUGUCUCAGCCAUCUGGUCCCGUUGUUUCCCACUGCACAGGGAGGUUCGCAGGCUGCUGGCUGAGGACGCCAUCGGCGACGUAAAGCUGGUGAAGGCCUCUUUUGGCUCCCCUCAGCUUCACAUCCCCCGCUCGGUGGAGAAGGAGCUUGGAGGAGGCGCUCUGCUGGACAUUGGGGUCUACACCUUGCAGUUUGUGUUGAUGGUGUUCAACGGGGAGAGGCCAGAGUCCAUCCAUGCCACUGGAGUUCUUCUCAACUCAGGAGUGGAUGAGUCCAUGGUGGUGGUGAUGAAGUUUCCCAGGAACAGGCUGGCUUGCUGUUUCUUCUCCAUCGCUGUUUCACUGCCUAACGACGCCACCAUCAGCGGAACAACGGGCACCAUCAGGGUUCUAGGUCCCAUGCAUUGUCCCACCACACUGGAGGUGAAUGGGAAGACGACACAGUACCCCCUGCCGGAGCCCUCCUUACCUCUGAACUUCACAAACAGCACUGGGCUGCGCUACGAGGCUGAGGAAGUCAGGCAGUGCCUGCUCAAAGGACUGAAGGAGAGCCCCAGAAUGCCCCUGUCUGAGUCGGCCCUGCUCACUGAGGUUAUGGAUGAGUGCAGGAAACAAGUGGGAGUGGUCUUCAACCAGGACCGCCAAUAACCACCCCUCACUCGCCACUCGACCAUAGUCCAUCUGACCUGUGCCACAGGACCUGGACAUGGACAGAGCUGUUUGAGGCAGGAGAGAGGGAUCAAGCCAUGAGUGUAUAUGAUCCCCUCACGACUUAGCCCUAUACAGCUUGCACCUGAUGUGAGACAAAUUUGAACACGAUGACGAUAAAGACAAGGAAGCCUGAGUUGAUUAGUAGGCUACUGUGAGCUGCUAAGACUGACAGGUUAAAUUAAGAGUACCAAAAUCUGUCACAGUGAAGUGUAUGAUUGAUGGGUUCAAUAAAGGACACUGAUUGUCA
Messenger RNA from Oncorhynchus mykiss (rainbow trout), 1545 nucleotides. RefSeq names its product trans-1,2-dihydrobenzene-1,2-diol dehydrogenase. Gene Ontology annotation, molecular function: nucleotide binding. Lineage: Eukaryota; Metazoa; Chordata; Actinopteri; Salmoniformes; Salmonidae. The record is from RefSeq and is a predicted model, not a curated record.